Symbiodinium sp. CCMP2456 is the source of this 1722-nucleotide messenger RNA. The record is from the annotation of a GenBank genome assembly. NCBI's taxonomy places the organism in Eukaryota, Dinophyceae, Suessiales, Symbiodiniaceae.
GUGCCUGGUGGGAGCUGGCGCCCUGGCCCGCCCCGGAUGUUUUGGAGGCACGGUCCCACUGGAGCCGGUGACUCUGGCACAGCCGAGUCCCAUCCAGGAGCACAUGAUGGCUUCGGAGAGAGGCCCCUGCUUCUACCAGGUGCAAAAUCCGCCGGAAGCCUUGCGAGAAGAUCCUGACCGGGAAGAGAUGCUGAUGGAGCUGAAGGAUCUGAAGGCUCUGGUUCAAGGCAAAGACGAGGAAAAGUCGGAGCAUGCCCAGAAGAUCCUUCUGGCUCAAGAGAGGUUGGCUCAGGAGCAGGAGGAGCUCCUCCGGAGGCAGAGCAGGUGCAAGGAACUGGAAGUGGAGAUGGCAAUCCAGAAGAAGGACCUGCAAAUGUCUCAGGAGUGGCAGGCCUGGCAGCAGCAGAAGCAUUCCUGCGAUCUUCAACAUCAGGCUGAGGUUCUUCAGCUGAGAUACGAGGCCAACCUCCUCAGUGAGCAGGAGACCUGGCAGCAGAUGGAGAACUCUUCCCAGAGCCUCCAAAGGCAGCAGGCGGAGCGGGCACGGGAGUGGGAGAUGCGGGACCUUGCAGCCUCCGUGGAGACGGAGCGGUUUUUGGCCACGGAGCUGCGGGCUCAGUCGCGGAGUUCGGAGACCUCGAAGCUCCGGCUGCUGCAGGAGCUGAGCGCUCGCCUGGCGGGUCGGGAGCUGGAGAUCUUCGCCCUGGAAGGCUCCGAGGAUGCCCUGGAGAAGGCGAAAGCCCAGGCUCAGGCCUUGCAGCUUCGGCUUUGCACGGAGGAGGCGCAGCUGCAGGAGGUUUGGAGCCGGGUGAAGGUGCAGGAAGAGUGGGCGCAGGACGCAGCCAAGGCGGAGCGCGUGGUGGAGGCCCGGGCGGAAGCCGAGACCUCGAAGGCGGAGGUGCGGCUCCAGGCGGCCGAGGCGCAGCUCCAGACGGAGCUCCGUGCAGCCGCAGCAUCCACGGAGGCGCUCUGCCGCGCCGAGGAGCAACGGGAGCAGGCGCAGAAGGCGCAGAGAGCCUUGCAGGAGGCCGGCGAGGAGGCUGCAGCAGAAGCUCGGGCUCGGGAGCUUGUGCUGGAGAAGCGCCUGGAAGACUUGCAGAUGCAGCUGGAGGAGCUGAAGGCUCCGGCGCCUCAGACGGUCUCUGUGCCUGAAGGCUCCGACUAUGUUGCGACAGCAGCGGACGAGCUCGACCAGGCCUUAGAGGCGGAGAUCCGGUCUUUGGGCCCCGGGUGUCUGCAAGGCCACGUUCUAAAGAGGACCGGGCCCAAGAUCUACAAGCUGGGGGAGGACCGGGUGAGAAUGCAGCUCUCGGACUCCGUCCUCACGGUGCGCGUGGGCACCAGCUGGGUGCCCCUGGCGCGAUGGGUUCGGGAGCUCCCGGCGCCGGGGGAGCAGGGCCCCGAAGAUCAGUUCCAAGCCCUGGACGCUUCCUCGCCCUUCGCCGGGGUGUACCCGCUAGGCCCCCAGCAGACGCGGAAGGAGGAGUCCUUGCCGCAGCUCGGUAGCCAGCCGCCGAAACCGGAAGCGGCCUCGACACAGGUCAAGGCGCCGCUGAUCCAGCCACCUACGCCAGACAAGCCCUUCUACAAUAGCGAAGGGGUUGAUCUGAUGAAGCUCAGCAAUGAGGAGUUGGAGAAAUAUGUUCCAUUCGAUGAGAACGGCCGUCGGACUUCCAUCGGCGCGAUCAAUCAUCCAACUGAGUGUUCUCCCUGCAUUUUUUG